This is a messenger RNA of Propithecus coquereli (Coquerel's sifaka), 3538 nucleotides long. It is a transcript of the gene NFXL1, whose product is annotated as nuclear transcription factor, X-box binding-like 1. The record is from RefSeq and is a predicted model, not a curated record. The transcript is spliced from 21 exons. Gene Ontology annotation, molecular function: zinc ion binding; DNA-binding transcription factor activity, RNA polymerase II-specific; RNA polymerase II transcription regulatory region sequence-specific DNA binding. Gene Ontology annotation, cellular component: nucleus. Gene Ontology annotation, biological process: regulation of DNA-templated transcription. NCBI's taxonomy places the organism in Eukaryota, Metazoa, Chordata, Mammalia, Primates, Indriidae. Bases 97 to 2604 code for a protein of 835 amino acids.
GAGUUGUAGUCGCUGGGGGCGCACACCGUCGGUAAGGAGACGUAGCUUUCCGUGGGGUCCGCAACUGCAGUUGGUUCCCGGCGGGAGCUACAGGGGAUGGAAGCUUCCUGGCGCCAGGUGGCCGGUGGCCGAGGCCGAGCCCGAGGACGGGCCACUGCAGCCCCCUCCUCAGGAAAUGGAGUCCAUCUCCGCGGCGCCGGGGGAGGGCGAGAAAAGGGGUCGGUGGGCGCCGUUCAUUCUGGCCCCAGCCCCGGAGGAGCCGCGACCACUGCGGCUGCAGGGAGCCGGCGCGGCCCCGCGGGACCCGAGGCGCUGCAGACUUCCGUAGCCAGCGAGCGAACGUCUCAGAGGAAAUUUGAGGAAAUCAAGAAGGCUAAUCAAGCUGCAGCCAAAAAACUUGUGGAAGAACACUUUAGCUCUUCAUCUGAAGAUGAAGGAGAUGAAGAUUUUGAAGGAAAACAGGGAAAAAUAGUUGCUAAUACAUUUAUAACAUAUACUACUCAGACAGAUGGAGAUAUACGUGAAUUAGAGCGAACAAAACAGUAUGUAAAUGAAGCUUUUCAAGCAGGGGCUAUGACAUGCCUAAUUUGUAUUGCUUCAGUGAAGAGAAACCAAGCAGUUUGGAGCUGUUCAGGAUGUUUCUGUAUAUUUCACAUGCCCUGUAUCCAGAAGUGGGCUAAAGAUAGCCAGUUUCUUGUGUCUUCUCCUUUGACAGACGAUGAUUUUGGAAAGAGAGAUUACCCCUGGCCUUGUCCAAAAUGUAGGUUUGAAUACAAACGAUCUGAAACACCUAGUAGGUACUAUUGCUAUUGUGGAAAAGUAGAAGAUCCACCUUUAGAUCCAUGGCUUGUGCCUCAUUCCUGUGGUCAAGUAUGUGAGAGAGAAUUUAAACCGCCUUGUGGUCAUAAGUGUUUACUUCUCUGUCAUCCAGGUCCAUGCCCUCCUUGUCCAAAGAUGGUCACAACUACUUGUUACUGUAAGAAAGCAAAACCUAUCCCUCGUAGGUGCAGUGCCAAGGAGUGGUCCUGUCAGCUGCCAUGUGGACGGAAGUUGCUUUGUGGGCAACAUAAAUGUGAAAAUCCUUGUCAUGCAGGAAGUUGUCAGCCCUGUCCAAGAGUUAGUAGACAAAGGUGUGUCUGUGGCAAAAAAGUAGCUGAAAGAAGUUGUGCAAGUCCACUGUGGCACUGUGAUCAAGUAUGUGGAAAAACACUGCCAUGUCGUAAUCAUACAUGUGAGCAAGUUUGCCAUGUUGGUGCUUGUGGAGAAUGUCCUCGAUCUGGGAAAAGGUUCUGUCCAUGUCAGAAGUCAAAGUUUUCUUUGCCUUGUACAGAAGAUGUACCAACUUGUGGAGACAGUUGUGACAAAGUACUUGAAUGUGGAAUCCAUAGAUGUUCUCAGCGUUGUCACCGAGGUCCUUGUGAAACUUGUAGACAAGAAGUGGAAAAGCAGUGUCGCUGUGGCAAACACACAAGACGAAUGCCAUGUCAUAAAACUUAUCUUUGUGAAACUAAGUGCGUUAAGAUGCGUGACUGUCAGAAGCAUCAAUGUAGGAGAAAGUGUUGCCCUGGAAACUGUCCACCUUGUGAUCAAAACUGUGGACGGACUUUAGGAUGUAGAAACCAUAAGUGUCCAUCUGUCUGCCACAGAGGCAGUUGCUAUCCCUGCCCAGAAACUGUAGAUGUGAAGUGUAAUUGUGGUAAUACAAAGGUGACAGUACCCUGUGGCCGAGAACGUACCACAAGACCACCCAAGUGCAAAGAGCUUUGCAGUCGACCAUCAACUUGUCAUCAUUCAAGUCAAGAAAAACAUCGCUGUCACUUUGGCUCCUGUCCACCAUGUCAUCAACCUUGCCAAAAAGUUUUGGAGAAAUGUGGUCACUUGUGUCCUGUUCCGUGUCAUGAUCAAGCAUUAAUAAAGCAGACUGGCAGGCACCAACCUACAGUCCCUUGGGAACAGCCUUCUGAGCCCACGUUUGUUCAGACUGCAUUACCCUGUCCUCCGUGUCUAGUUCCUAUUCCUAUGGAAUGUCUUGGGAAGCAUGAGGUGAGUCCACUACCAUGCCACGCUGUAGGACCCUACUCUUGUAAGAGAGUUUGUGGACGAACCUUAGAUUGUCAGAAUCAUACAUGCAUGAAAGAAUGCCACAAAGUAACUGAAGUGGAUGGUUGUACUGCCAAAAACAAGCUUCCUUGUGGUCAUAGAUGCAAAGAGAUGUGUCAUCCUGGUGAAUGUCCCUUUAAUUGCAACCAGAAGGUAAAACUUAGAUGUCCUUGUAAAAGAAUAAAAAAGGAAUUGCAAUGCAAUAAAGUGCGUGAAAAUCAGGUUUCAAUAGAAUGUGACACAACAUGCAAAGAAAUGAAGCGGAAAGCAUCUGAGAUAAAAGAAGCAGAAGCCAAAGCUGCUCUUGAAGAGGAAAAACGAAGACAACAGGCUGAACUGGAGGCUUUUGAAAACAGACUGAAGGGUCGUCGGAAGAAGAACAGGAAAAGAGAUGAAGUGGCAGUUGAGCUAUCGCUAUGGCAAAAAUAUAAAUAUUAUCUCCUUUCAGUGUGUGGAGUUUCGGUUGCAGUGUUUGCAUGGUACAUCACCUAUGAUAUGGAUUAAAAAAAGUUGUGAUCUCUUAAUAUACCUCAGAUUGGAUUUAGUUAAAUUGUUAACUUUGGAAUAUUAGAAAAUGUAGAUUGUAGAACAUGACAUAUAUUCAUACAUUCAUCUCUGUAUUCUCUUCCAGCUGUUGUUAGAAGGAUAGAAUGCUGAGCUUUAUCCUAAUUAGUAUAUUAGAAAGGGCAGUGUUACACUGUAUAAAGUAAAAGCAUGACAGAAAUUGUAAAAUAUUUCACAGGGCUUAGCUAGUAGCAGAGUAACAUGUUUGUUGUUCAUUGGGCUUCAUUUCGUUAACUUAGUUGUUUCAUUUAGUAUUUCAAAUCAACAAUUUUUUUUUUUUUUGUAAAAUUUAGAUGAAACUGAGCCAUAUGUGUAGUAAGAGGAAUAUUUCUCAAUGCUUUGGUUACCUAUUAAAGAGUACGUUUCUUGAUCAUGUAACUUUGUACUUUUUAAAAAAAGCGAUUCUCUAAAAGACCUCUUAAAUUGUAACAUGAAUCUAUAUAAUUAGAUUCCAGAAGUUGGUUUAUUAGUGAGGAUUUUCAUCAGUCACUGAAAUAAAUUUCAUGUGGUAUGUUUCCCAAGAAUGUAGUUGUUUUAAAUAAAUACCAGGUUAGAUUCCUCAUAUGUGGCUGUUUCUUGUGUAAGAAGCUUUUAACUGAAGUUGACAUGUUUUGUAAACUUGUGUCUUUCUAAGAUAAUAAUAAAAGGAAAACCAAUAUUUAUCAACAAUAUGUGCUGAGCACGAGGUUAUGAGCUUUAUGUACUUUAUUCUCAUUUCUCCUUACCACAAUGCUAAAUAGAUUUAAGCUGGAAAUAAUCAGUUCUUAUAAAAACAAACUGAUAUAGAAAUAUUAGUAAGUCAAAUCUCUCUGAAUUUUAAUUCAUUUUAAAUAGUUUUGCCAUGUUUUGUAUGAUUGUUUUAUUAAAAAUUUUU